Gastrolobium bilobum is the source of this 1300-nucleotide messenger RNA. Its product is annotated as UBP1-associated proteins 1C. The transcript is spliced from 6 exons. Gene Ontology annotation, cellular component: nucleolus. Lineage: Eukaryota; Viridiplantae; Streptophyta; Magnoliopsida; Fabales; Fabaceae. Gene Ontology annotation, biological process: negative regulation of transcription by RNA polymerase II; rRNA processing. The coding region runs from base 176 to 1126 and encodes 316 amino acids. Gene Ontology annotation, molecular function: zinc ion binding; DNA binding. The record is from RefSeq and is a predicted model, not a curated record.
AAGAGUAGAGUCGGGGUUCGUUUCGUUAGAGCAAAACGGAAAACCCUAGCCGCGCAAGCCCUCUUGAAGGCGUAAAUGCUAAUUAGGUUAACGUGAGUUGCGUAACAAAACAAAACCAUCGCUCUCUUCUCUUUUCUUCUGGGUAACAAAUCAACCUUAAAGUUAAAACACAGAUAUGGUUUGGUUUCAAUGUGAAGAUUGUGGAGACAACCUCAAAAAGCCCAAGUUGUCGAGUCACUUCCGAACUUGCUCCGCUCACAAGUUGUCGUGCAUUGACUGUGGGCAAAUAUUUGGGCGUGACACCGUUCAGGAACACACACAGUGUAUUACAGAAGCGGAAAAGUAUGGUCCAAAAGGCCAAGGCAAAACUUUGAAUGUUUCAACUGCCAAGCCUAACAAGGAUAGCAAGCAAAGGCCUGAAGUUGAUAUUAAUGUGGGGUUAUCUGAACGGCCUCCAUGGUUCUGUAGUCUUUGCAAUACGAAAGCUACAAGUAAGCAAACACUGCUUCUCCAUGCUGAUGGAAAGAAACACAAGGCAAAAGCCCGAGCAUUCCAUGCUUCAAAGCAACAACCUGGCGAGACCAACAUAUCUGCCCCUGAUGCUAAGGUUGCGAUGGAGACUGUUCCUAAUAAUGAGGAGGGAGAUGACGAAAAUGCAGAGCAGCUAAGAUUGCAAGAGUCUUCUAAACAAAAUAACUUGAAAUCAGGAAGUGAAAUUUCUUCAGCAAAGAAAAAGAGAAAACUUGGAGCCUUGGAGGAUGACCUUGUUAAAAAAAGCAGGAAUGACACUUCAGUUGACAUGGGAAAUGGGGAAGUAAUUCAGGGUGAAGAAGCAGAAGCAACAGGAGAGAGCGAUUCGAAGAAAGAAGGGAUAGUAGAACCUCACUGUACGAGUGCAGUAAAAAAUAAAAUAAAAUGGAAGAAGUUUAUCAAAUCGGCCUUGAAAUCUCAUCCUGAUGGAAUUUUGAAGAUGAAGAAACUCAGGAAAGUUGUCCUCACAGCACUGCUGGAAUCUGGCAUUGUAGUGGAUGAAACUGAAUUAAGUGAGGCACUUCAGCACAAGAUCAAUUCCAGCUCCAGAUUUGCAGUUGAGAACAAGUAUGUGCGAUUGGUGGCCAAAGAUUGAACACUGUUGUUAGCGUUCUUAUGACUAGGAGUCCAUGUAAUUUUUUAUAAUUCACUUGUUGCUUGAUUGACAUUCAUCCGUCUCUCAAAAAAACCCUUACACAAAAUUUUUGUGAAGUAAUGCUUUGCGAAAGUAUUCAAUUAUCAUAAUCUUUUUGAAAAACCAAAUAUAUAU